This is a messenger RNA of Melanotaenia boesemani (Boeseman's rainbowfish), 2393 nucleotides long. RefSeq names its product BTB/POZ domain-containing protein kctd15-like. NCBI's taxonomy places the organism in Eukaryota, Metazoa, Chordata, Actinopteri, Atheriniformes, Melanotaeniidae. Gene Ontology annotation, biological process: protein homooligomerization. The transcript is spliced from 5 exons. Bases 1383 to 2195 code for a protein of 270 amino acids. The record is from RefSeq and is a predicted model, not a curated record. Gene Ontology annotation, molecular function: protein binding.
AUUGUCGUUCUAACAGAUAAACUAUGUUUUGUGUCUGGAACAAAUUUAUACUGAAACAGGUAAAACGGGAUUUUAGACAUUUUCUUAUAUAACUCAGUUUGAUUAAUGAAACAGAAACAUGGAAAAUAGACGUGGCAUUAUACUUUCUCAUUUUUAUCAACUUUGUCUUUAUGUGAAUUAUUGACCAACCCAACAGAAAUCUGGAUUAUUUUGCCCAUGUUUAAUCAGCUCAACUAAAGUCGGUGAAUAACCUCUGACUUGUAUCUGAAUUUAUUUUCUUUGCCUAAAGCCAACCUGUUAGAUUUUACAGUGUGAAGUUAUUAGUGUGUGUUGGCCUGACUGUGGUUCGGUUUUAUUAGAAUUCCUUAUUUUCCGCUUUUGGAAUUUGUCAUUUCCACGGAUUUAUGUUUUUAUUCUGUUUUAUAAAGUUCAGCUUCAUUCUUCUGCAGAUCCUGUUUCUUUCUGGCAGCCACAGUUAAAACCUGCAGGAAUCCAUCACAGGUGAAGAUGGUCACUUUUAACCCGCGUGCACCAGUGUGUCAUCAGGCACAAGCUUCCAGUGAGCUCAGCUUCACUGUAGAUUUUAGAAACAGGAAAAUUAAUCUUUUCUGACGCACCAGAUCUUCUAAAUACAUUUUUUAAAAAGCGGGAGUGUUAUUAUUAUUAUUAUUAUUAAAUUAAAGGCUUCUCGUGUCAGAUAGAUGUCACAUCCAGGGACGCGCCUGUAGAGCCGCGCGCUCCGUCGCACAAAAUGGAUCCUGGAGACCCGCAGACUUACGCUGCGGUUCGGCCGAAGCCCGGUUCGAUCCGCUAACAGCACCAACCAGGAGCCUGUUUGGAUUCAGAAACGCAGAAAGAAGCGGCCUUGUGCGCUCGCAGCCUCGCGGCACACAUCUCCAUCUAGCAGUGCGCAAUAAUUGAAAUGGCGCAUUUGGCCUCAGGCGGCAGGAGCGGCAGGAUGCGUGACGGCAGACGUCAUUCGGCCCCGCAGCAGGAGUGUUUGAUGAGCUGUCAGGGACUGCAGGCCCGAACCGAAGUGCGGCUCCAGGAGGAUUCGUGUCUAAAUAAGAGAAAAGUCUGCGUUCAUAGAUUAAACAUCUCUCCGGCGGACCGCGCGCGAAAAGGCGGAGGAUCCGCGGCUCAACAAACAAGUCGGGUGGGAGGGAGAAGAGCACACCGCCCGCGCUAUUGUAACAUAAUCCUGGCCCCUGGGGUCUGAAGGGCCCCGGGCCACUCUCCCCUUUCAACCCUCCUCUUUAUUCAGACGGAGACACGCAGACAGGCUCGUGUGGCUUUGCACACAAACACCGUCAGACCGACGCAGAUCUGCGGGACCGUGAGGUGAAAAGCAGCCGGAUCCGGAGCCACAGACGCCGUUCUCCAUGUCCUCCGUGUCGGUGUCCUCUCAGGAGGGGCGGAGCAUGUCCAGGAUGUCUCUGAGCCGCUCACCUGUGUCACCUAUGACCGCCCAGGGCAUCCCGUCACCUGCACAGCUCACCAAGGCCAACGCCCCCGUCCACAUCGAUGUUGGGGGGCACAUGUAUACCAGCAGCCUGGCUACACUCACCAAGUUCCCCGAGUCCAGGAUUGGCCGUCUCUUUAAUGGCUUUGAGCCCAUUGUCUUGGACAGUCUGAAGCAACAUUACUUCAUCGACAGAGACGGAGACAUCUUCCGCUACAUCCUCAGCUUCCUGCGCACCUGCAAGCUGCUGCUGCCCGAAGACUUCCAGGACUUUUCCCAGCUGUACGAGGAGGCCCGGUACUACCAGCUGACCCCGAUGGUCCGGGAGCUGGAGCGCUGGCAGGCGGAGCGGGAGGCCCAGCGGGCGGUGCCCUGUGAGUGCCUGGUGGUGCGUGUUACGCCUGAUCUGGGCGAGAGGAUCGCGCUGAGCGGGGAGAAAGUUCUGAUCGAGGAGGUCUUCCCCGAGACUGGAGACGUCAUGUGUAACUCUGUGAACGCAGGUUGGAACCAGGACCCGACCCACGUGAUUCGUUUCCCACUCAACGGUUACUGCAGACUGAACUCCGUACAGGUCCUGGAGCGUCUCUUCCAGAAGGGUUUCAGUGUGAAGGCGUCCUGCGGUGGCGGCGUGGACUCGUCUCAGUUCAGCGAGUACGUCCUGUGUCGUGACCUGCGACUUAGCCAGUCCGUCAAUAGCACCCCGAUCCGGAUCAAACAAGAACCUCUGGACUAACAGCUAAGAGCGGUUCUGGAGGUCCGGCAGAGCCAGCUCAUGUGUUAAAAACAGACUGUUGUUAGACUUGAACGUGCUCCAGAUGAACUGAUGACUUUUAUACAGAACUUUUUAUAAACAUUUUGUCUGUGUUGCUUAUUAGUUUGUACAGUGUUGAUUAAAAAUUCUGACGGUUCUGGACACCAGAACAUAAACGAA